UAGGAGGCGGCCGGCGGCUGCGGCGGGCAGUCCAUGUCGCUGCUCUCCGGUCCCCGCGGAGCAGCGCCGGGCUCAGCGCGGCUGAGGCGGAGCAGCCGCCCCUCGCCGGGCACCCCCUCGGCGCGGCGUGGGGCCUCCCAUGGCGCCGGCGGCGCACACCUGGCUGCGGGGCAGGUGCCGGGCUCCUCCGGCGAUGCUCCAACCCCCGCAGCUCGGACUCCUCCCGCCCCGCCUCCGCUCCCCCUGCCCGGCGCGCCGGGGGAAGCCCCGCCCGCCGGGAAAGGGAACGCCUGCGCGGAGGGGGGCGGCGGGCGGCCGCCGCCGGGCGCCAUUUUGAAUCGCCUCAGCGGCCGCGGCCGGUGCGCAGCGGUGCCCGCUUGGCUGGGCAGUGGAGGCGCCCCGGGAGCGGGGCUGUGGCUGGGGCUCUGGUUCCGAGGAACCCCCGGAACGGAGGGAAACGCGGCUGUGGCUGAGGGCGCCCGUUCUGGGGAGCCCCGGGCUCGGCGGGAGCCACUUUUUGGCCGCCAGGUGCUGCAGCCCGUCCCGCGUUCCUGCCGGGGCGGCGGGAGGCCCUGGCUGUCCCCGCGUUGCUGCCUGCGAUUAGGUGCACGCUUUGGCCGUUGGCACGGCGGAGCUGUCACACCCUGCUCUACCCCCACGGUGAUUUCCGAGCAGUCACCGCCUGACAGGAGCAGAGCUGUCGUGUUUCCUUAUCAUCUGCGAAACUCGGCACUGCUCUUGUCUUCUGCAAAGGUCAUGUGUCUUGCACCUAGAGUCGGUGAUCGUGUCUCUAGAACGGUGGCAAGAUAAAGCUGUCCCCCCUCUGAACCCAGGAUUUAAGCACUCUCGUCACCUCACACCUCUCAUGUCUACACUGAAGCUGAUGUGUGAGGGCAGCAGAGGCUGAAAUAUCUGGACUUGUGUUGGUGUAACUGGUUCGUUAUGAAGCAGUGUAAACCCGUGAUUAUUCAAGCUUUGAUACGGGCAAGUUACACUUGAAUGAAUCGUGAGAGGCUGAGGUAAACCUGUACAGAAGUACUUGCCACCAUGACCCUGUUGACACCAAUUCCAUACUACAAAGAUAAGAAUUAGAUUGUUAUGAAACUGCUCUGAAAAUCUACCAUCAAGCGAAAAUUAUACCUCUGCAGAUAGUUUGUUUCUGUGAUGGGGUGAGUCCUUAGUUGGCUGUAUUUCUUUUAAGAUUGGUACUAAUUUUUCCAUGUCUUCUUUUGAAAAUGACUACUAUCUCUGUAAGAGAGCGUCCAUAUUAAAUGUAAAUAAAUAAAGGUAAAUAAAAGCAAACCAAUUUUGAGGCACUAUAAACUUGUUUAUAUGCAAAAGAUUUUUUGCGCAUAUACUGUUACUAAUUUCUUUUUCCAUAAUAAUUUUUUUCUUCUGUUUUUGAGAGUAUGAAUCAAUUCUUCUGUCGGAGCAACCAGAAGAGAGUAUUGUCAUCAUGAUGUGUCAUUGUGGCUAGGUCAGUUGUUUGGUUCCCAGGGUAAAUAAAAGAAUGGAAACAGUCAGGAACUCUCUAAUUCUGCAGAGUACCUGCACAGGAAAUAAUGAUACUCCCAGCUUAAUAUAUUUUCGGCUGAACAAACAAUUAGAAAAACCUGCUGAAAAAAAUCUUUCAGCGGUAGCUGAGCAUGUGGCAAGUCACAGGAAUUGCAGCCUAGUCAAUAUGAAAACCACCCCUCUAUUGCACAUGAAUGGCUGUGUACCUCAGGAAAGGGGAAGCAGCAUUUCUGGUUGUCAUGAGCUAGCACCAAAAAGUGGUUUGCAGUAGCAGUUAGCAUCAGUCUGUUCAUGCCCCCUCCGUCCCACAUGAGAAAUUUCUGUCUGCAAAUGUUGUGCAUUAUUACUUCUCUGUUUGGGGAGAAGCUGAAGGGCUCCCAUUGUGACUAAAUGCUACUAAAUGUCACACCACUAGCUGUGAUGAAAUGCAGCAUGUGCUAAUUACUAAAAGGAAACAGAACAGGUACUGCCAGGUACAGGAAGUCUAAAAGCAUAACUCAGCAUAAAGGGGACCUUUAGCACCUUUCUUUUGCAGCAGCUGUGCAAAAUUUAAGGUGCACACAGAAAUCAAGUCUUCCUGUUUAAACACGUGGGUUGUAAGUAGAUUCUCGGAAGUGUGAUAAGAAGUUAAUUGUGGGACAUAAAAUCAGCAUGGUUAUUAUCAGUCUUUUGCCACUGAUUCAGGGUCAAGUAAACCUGCAGCACAAUUUUAUAAAAAUUACUGGAAUAAAAUAAUUCUUUCUUUCUUUAAGAGUGUCUUGCAUGCAGCUGUUGUGUAGAAACAAAAUGUUACAUAGAGCAGUCUCAAACUGGCAAUUGAUGUUCACCUAGUGGGCAAAAAAACUUCUACAUGUCUAAUAACAGACUGGUGCUAGAGAAUUUAAUUUUUUAAAAAACAUUCUGUUCAAAAGCUCUGUCAUA
Passer montanus (Eurasian tree sparrow) is the source of this 2436-nucleotide messenger RNA. Its product is annotated as translation initiation factor IF-2-like. Lineage: Eukaryota; Metazoa; Chordata; Aves; Passeriformes; Passeridae. The record is from RefSeq and is a predicted model, not a curated record. The transcript is spliced from 2 exons. Bases 34 to 810 code for a protein of 258 amino acids.